Meloidogyne enterolobii is the source of this 435-nucleotide messenger RNA. The record is from the annotation of a GenBank genome assembly. NCBI's taxonomy places the organism in Eukaryota, Metazoa, Nematoda, Chromadorea, Rhabditida, Meloidogynidae.
AUGAUUUUUCGAAAUUUUUUCUUAAUAUUUUUAAUAAAAGGAAUUUUUGGGCUGUUGAAAUUGCCACAAGCCGAAGAAGGAAAACCAAGGCUUUUGGUUGAAAAUUGGAAAAAUGACGUUGUUUAUUUAGUUCAAUACCCAAGAAUCGAAUCAUUACCAAGUUUAUCAAUAAAAUGUUUGUUAAUCGAGAGUUGGCUGAAAAUUAAAAAUGUCCAGUUUUUUAGAAUCAACAAUCAUUUUAUGCUUGGUUCUCCACAUUAUGGAACUAUUCCAUUUGUCCAAUUCAAUGGAAAUUUUAUUGAGGGUUCAGAGAAUAUUAUGAAAAGCUUGGAUCAUUUGGGAAUGAAAUUGGAACGAAAUUCGAACGAAAAUCAAAUAAUUGGGAUCGUCGAUGAAAUACUUAUCCCGUUAGUUAAAAAUUUUAUUAAAAAUUAA